Molecule: messenger RNA, 961 nt
Organism: Pistacia vera
Lineage: Eukaryota; Viridiplantae; Streptophyta; Magnoliopsida; Sapindales; Anacardiaceae
Product: agamous-like MADS-box protein TM6
Exons: 7
Coding region: 71-763 (230 amino acids)
Biological process (GO): positive regulation of transcription by RNA polymerase II
Cellular component (GO): nucleus
Molecular function (GO): RNA polymerase II cis-regulatory region sequence-specific DNA binding; protein dimerization activity; DNA-binding transcription factor activity, RNA polymerase II-specific
Source: RefSeq, a predicted model, not a curated record
UUGUUUAGUAAUUCUAUUGUAAAAUAACUAGCAGUACUAGUUGUGGUUUCAUACAAGAAGAAGGAAACAAAUGGGUCGCGGAAAGAUCGAGAUUAAGAGGAUUGAGAACCCUACCAACAGACAGGUUACUUACUCUAAACGAAGAAAUGGUAUUUUUAAGAAAGCACAAGAAAUCACAGUUCUCUGUGAUGCUAAGGUUUCUCUAAUCAUGUUUUCUAACACUGGCAAAUUUCAUGAGUUCGUUAGCCCUACCACAACGACCAAAAAUAUCUUUGAUCAAUACCAGAACACUCUUGGAAUUGACCUGUGGAGCACGCACUACGGGAGAAUGCAAGAGACCUACAAGAAACUGAAAGAUGUCAAUGAUAAGCUAAGGAAGCAGAUCAGGCAAAGGAUUGGUGAAGAUUUAGACGAUCUAAGCAUGGAUGAACUGAGCAGUCUUGAGCAAAAGGUGACCGCUGCAGCUGAUGCCGUCCGUGAAAGAAAGUACCAUGUGAUCAAAACUCAGACUGACACAUACAAGAAGAAGCUAAAAAGCUUGGAGGAAAGACAUGGAAACAUCCUGCUCAACUUUGAAGCAAAAUAUGAGGAUCCAAAUCUAAAUUACGGAUUAGUUGAUGAUGGAGAUUAUCAAUCAGCAACGGCACUAUCAAAUGGAGCACCUAACCUGUACGCUUUUCGCCUGUACAAUGCUAACUUCCCUCAAGGAGGAGGAGGAGGAGGAGGAGGAGGAUUUGGCCCCAACAAUCUCAGCCUUGGUUGAUUAUAUAUCAUAAGAAGUUGUAUUUAUAAUCUCUUCUUCAGGCGAUUAUAAUAAUCUCCAGGUUUGUUUUAAUUAGAUUGGGUUAUGAAAUAAUCAAGAACUGGAUUUCUAAUCUCAGCCCUUUUUAUGUAAUAUCCUAGUGUGCUAAUAAUCAUGACAGAACAUUCAGGCUUUUACUGCCUUAUUUAUUCUAUCACA